AUGGCCAUACAUCGAAACAUUGUACAAAGAAAUCGUUAUGUCAAACAAAAGUUGAAUGAUUGGAAAAAAAAAGAUGAAUCGUUGAAAACCGAGCAGUUGCUAAACAAGGACACAGCAGGUGACAAUAACAAGGCACAAGAGAAUAUCGCUAAAGAUUGGGAAAUACCAAGGAAGGCUUUGCAUUCGAUCAUAGUCAUAGCUCGUAACACUUUACUCGUAGCAUUUCCGAUAGUCUUAGUUGCUGAUAUCUUACGAUUUAACAAUGCAUCAUUUAAUAACCUCUACAUUAAGGUAAUGGGGUUUUUAAUGCGAGAAACUGAGAAAAGAUAUAAGAUCAAUGGUGUCGUAUUCUAUCUUGCUGGGUGUAUCGGCAGUUUAUCAUUAUUUCCGAAAGACAUUGCCGUCAUGUCAAUAUUGAUUCUAUCGUGGUGUGAUACCGCCGCAUCCUUCUUUGGUAGAAAGUAUGGCCAACAUACAUUUAAAUUAAGGAACGGUAAAUCAUUGGCAGCGAACCUAGUAAUCGACGAAAGAAGCUGGAUUCCAGAGAGAAGUGUGUUGUCACUGCCGUUAUUGGUAUUAUUAACGGGAAUAAUUGGUGGAGCUAGCGAGUUGAUCGAUUUGUGGGGAUUGGAUGAUAAUCUUGUUUUACCUCUGGCAGCAGGAAGCUUUUUGUGGAUGUUACUAAGAGGAUUAGGAUUAGGGACUGGUGAGAGUAUGCUUUAUUAG
Messenger RNA from Acaulospora colombiana, 726 nucleotides. The record is from the annotation of a GenBank genome assembly. NCBI's taxonomy places the organism in Eukaryota, Fungi, Glomeromycota, Glomeromycetes, Diversisporales, Acaulosporaceae.